AUGGAGCAACAAGUAGCCCUGUCCAUCUGUCAGCUAGAGAAAGCCAAGAAAGGGGGAGAUGGAUCUCAAUUCUAGCCUCGAUCCAUUGUUGUCAUGAUCGGAAUUCGGUGAGAAAGCAUCUACCAAGAUUUCCGGAAAGUUAGUAGUCAGCGAUUUGGAAAUGGACCAGUCUCUGCUGAGAUUCGACACAGGCUGCCAAAAUAAUCUGGAAAAAUCACCAAAAAUCGCCAAAAAAAAUAAUAUUAAAAGCCUCCAAAUCAAAAUCUAGCCUCAUAAAUCAAUCAUAAAAAUUAGCCCAAGAUCCAAAACCUUGGAUUAACAAAUUAGAGCUUAGGAGAAAGAAAUACCACAAGUCUAUAAGCAUGAUAUAAAAUCCUUAAAAAUUUCACAAAUAAACAUAUAUUUAGUACUAAUCAUUCAAAACAUGUUUAACACUAUUUUUGACCAGUCACAUGUUAAUUAUCAUAUAAUCAUAGGCAUUUAAAAUAAUUUAACAUUACUUAGCAUAAAUAAAUGGUGUGUUAUCAGUACACCAUGUCACCCUCAAUGA
Messenger RNA from Spirodela intermedia, 550 nucleotides. Lineage: Eukaryota; Viridiplantae; Streptophyta; Magnoliopsida; Alismatales; Araceae. The record is from the annotation of a GenBank genome assembly.